Messenger RNA from Amoebophrya sp. A25, 342 nucleotides. The record is from the annotation of a GenBank genome assembly. NCBI's taxonomy places the organism in Eukaryota, Dinophyceae, Syndiniales, Amoebophryaceae.
CAGAAGUUCGCUCGUCGUCCUGACUCAGUAACCUUGUUUGGUUUGGGUCACUACAGGUAGCAGCGAUCGAAGCGCACAACAAUACUUACUUACUUAGGUGUUGCGUGGUCGUGGAUGAUCGAUGUGAGAGAAGUAAUAUUAAACACUUCUGUGACCUACUGUUUUCGAGCGCAAACAUCCCUUCUAGGCUUCGAACUUCAGGAGCCAAGCGGACGCGUUUGUAACCAGAGCACACACUGGCGCAGUACUCUAUGUUUUUGUGGCGGUUUCUCAAUGAAGUUCUUACUCUUUUUACCUAGAAGUAGAGGCCACCGGUUCUUCCGCGUUUUUUUAGAUAUACUU